UCCAAUCCUUUUUAAUUUGUCGUUUAAGUUUUAUGUCCCCUAUCUAGAAAAUCAUUUAAUAACAUGUAUAACUAAGUUGUAUUGAAAGGCUUAUCCUCUCAUUUCUUUCACAGUAGAUUUGUACCUUCACUGGAAUCCGAUGCCAUACACAAAUAUAAAAAAAGAAAAAGUGACAGCCCAAACCCCCUCAUGUCCCCCCUUUCUAGGCCUGGGGAGGAGUGUUUCUUCUCUUUUAUGAAGACUGGUUUCUCAAAUGUUGCCACUCAUAUUAUAUGUGCACCUAAUUAAGAGACCUUAUAAGAAAAAGAAGUGCGCAAAUGAACACAUAUUGGUCCUUCAGAAAAAAAUCCAUGGAAAGAAACCAUUCUUUUCACCACCAUCCCAAGGCAUUCCAUGUAUUGGGACCUCAGCAUAUUUCUUCUCCCGGUUGGAGAGAACUCAUCAGCUCCAGUUGGAAGGAUGAAAGCUACAAAAGAAUAACGAUGGCCUGCUUUGUACAAGCAGUAUACUUGCUCGAACUUGACAGGCAAGAAAAUAGGAGCACAGAAACUGCUCUUGCACCACAGUGGUUGACACCUUUUAAGUACAAACUAGUUGAAGUCCUUGUAGAUGAGAGAGAUGGUUCUAUAUUUGCUGCAGUUUUGGAGUGGGAUCAAACAGCAGCAUUGGCUGAUUUUAUACCUGUAAGACCAACUGGUGCACCAAAGGUGGUAUUAGCUAUCAGAGGAACACUCUUGAGAAACCCCACAAUAAGGAGAGAUAUCGAGGAUGAUCUACGUUACCUAGCGUGGGAAAGUCUCAAAGGAUCCUUCAGGUUUGACAGGGUUUUAACGGAUAUAAAAUCAAUCAUCAAUAUUCAAGGAAGCAAGAAUGUGUCCAUCACAGGGCACUCGUUAGGAGCUGGCUUUGCUCUCGAGGUAUAUAAGGCGUUAGCUGCAGAUGGAACUUAUAUAGAGGCACAUCUAUUUAAUCCACCAUCUGUUUCAUUGGCCAUGAGUUUUAGAAUCUUGGGUGGGAAAGCUGGAUUUGUAUGGAAAAGGUUCAAAUCAAUGCUUCCUUCUAACUCACAGAAUCUAGGCAAGAGUGCUGAUGAGGCUGCAGCUGAAGUUACAGAAUCAAGAAUCACUUCAGAACUUAAGCAAAUGCUGCCAAUGCCUCAUUUGUAUGUUAAUACAGGUGACUACAUCUGCUACUACUAUAAUUAUCCAGAUGGAGGACAAAACAGUAUUUUCCAUAGUAAUAAGGAGAAAGAAGCAAAACUUAGAAAUGGACAAACCGGAGUAAAGCUUUUUGUGGUGUCAAAAGGAAAGCAGAGGUUUCUUGAGGCACAUAGGCUGCAGCAAUGGUGGUCUGAUGACUUGGAAUUCCAAAUGGCUCUCAAUAAUAGCAUGCUGAUAAGUAGGCAGCUCAACUCCUUGUACACCAUUAAUUCAAGCUCCUAAACAAACUCAAGGCUAGAGUCUUUCAAAGGAAUUCUCAGCCCUUGACAGUUUUUCUUCAAAUUAUCUUCCAAAAGUGGAUAGAGAACAACAAAUGUAUUUCUACCAUUAGGUUCAGAGUUAUAUUGGCAUGUGUACUUGCAUUUGGACUGGUAAAGACUGAAUGUUAAACACAAGAUUGUAAGGCUUGAGAUUCUGCAUUGACUUAUAUGAAUGAAUUGA
Messenger RNA from Nicotiana tabacum (common tobacco), 1661 nucleotides. NCBI's taxonomy places the organism in Eukaryota, Viridiplantae, Streptophyta, Magnoliopsida, Solanales, Solanaceae. The record is from RefSeq and is a predicted model, not a curated record.